Messenger RNA from Lates calcarifer (barramundi perch), 6832 nucleotides. It is a transcript of the gene fam120b, whose product is annotated as family with sequence similarity 120B. The coding region runs from base 373 to 2769 and encodes 798 amino acids. Gene Ontology annotation, cellular component: nucleus. The transcript is spliced from 15 exons. The record is from RefSeq and is a predicted model, not a curated record. Lineage: Eukaryota; Metazoa; Chordata; Actinopteri; Centropomidae.
ACAGGAAGUAAUUUGCAUUUUUAUCAAGUCAACACAACACGUUAAAUACUGCCCACUUAUUUCAAGAUUUUAAAGUAAGUUCUCGUUAUUUAAAGCGCCGGUUUGGGGUAAAGUUAUUUGCAGACAUAAGUGCGUUUGAGACGAGUUGGUUCGUACGGACAGAAACGCGGCUGCCUCUGAAGUGAUGAGUUUAACGGCAGGAAGCUAGGCUAACUGUUAGCAUUCAGGUCCAUUCUCACUGAGCACUGAACUGAAUAAUCUGGGGAGCUGGUCCUGCAGCGCUGUGAGGGUGAAACAAGUUCACCUACUAAAUACUUGUAUUAUAAGAUGUUACGAACACAUGACAAUGAAGUGGCAGUCUAAUAACCUGGGAUGGGUGUGAAAGGUCUUCAGUACUUCAUGGACUGCUGCUGUCCAGAAAGCUGUGUGACUGUGGACCUCAGAGAGAUGGCCAGUCAGCAUGUUGCCAGAAACGCAACCACAGCUGACAGCACAGGUCCCACACUGGUUGUGGAUGGUAUGGCUUGUCUGUGCCACUGGUACACCUGUAAGGACUGGUUAUGUGGGGGGCAGUGGAGGGAGUAUUUGGAUGUCCUGAAGAACUGGGUGGAGGCGUUUACCUCCGCAGGCAUCAGACUGGUCUUCUUCUUUGAUGGGGUGGUGGAGGAGCAGAAGAGACAAGAGUGGGUGAAGAGGAGACACAGAGUGAACAGGGAAAUUUCUAAAAUAUUUCAUCACAUCAAGGCACAUGGAGAGCAGCCUGGUAGAGAGCGCUUUUGUCUGCCUUCUGGUUUGGCAUCAUUCACACGCUUUGCUCUCACGUCAUUGGGUCAGGAAGUGUUCUGCUCAGUGCGGGAAGCUGACUAUGAAAUUGCCAGCUACGCUCGUCAGCAUGGCAGCUUGGGCAUUCUGGGACAGGACUCAGACUUCAUCAUAUACAACAGUGCCCCCUACUUGUCGGUGGCAAAGCUGCGGAUAAACAGCCUCACCACCGUCAUGUACGACCGCCAGAAGUUGUGCCGAGCCACUGGAUUGGCUGUUACCCAGCUACCAGUGCUGGCCUGUCUCCUAGGUAAUGAUGUGGUGUCAGAGAAGCAGAUGCAGCACAUUAGGAGCAACGCCAUGGCAACAUACAGGAAAAACAAUCCUGCGCCACACUCUGGUGCUCCUCAAGGACAGAUGGUCCUCGCUGUAUCCCAGUUUGUGAGCUCCUUGUGGGGCAGACAGGAGGAAGAGACUGGGCACAUUCCUCAGUCUCUGAAUCUAUCACCUCCUCAAAGAGAGCUACUGAGGAAGGGGAUCUGCUCCUACUUACUACCAGGACAGGAAGAUCCUCACCAAGGUGACAUCUCUGCACAUCCCUCCACUGCUGCCUUUGAGAAGUAUGUCAGUCCCGAAAUAUUAAAGGCAUGCAGAGAGAAGCAUGUAGCAGCAGAGGGUUAUAUGGUUUACAAUGUAUUGUGUGAGGGAGUGGCUGAAUGUAGCAACACUUUGGAGGAUGAAGAGGAUGCUGAACUGCUGCCUCAAGCCCUUGUCUACAAACCCUGCAGACAGCACAUCUACGCACUGCUGCUCGGACAUGAUGGCAGCACUGUUGACACUCCAGCAAUGAAGGAAUGGUUUGUGUACCCUGGAAACCCCCUGAGGGAACCUGACUUGGUCCACCCUGUCCCAGUCAGCCUCCCAUGUGAUCAUCCCAGUCUGGAUGUGUUGUGGUUCGGCACUGGACCUAAUGAUUCUGCCCUUCGCCUGACAUCCUUCCUUACAAUUUUUGGCUGCCAGGAUUUCUCUGAGUUGUAUGGAGCUAUUGAAGUCUCUCUCCUGGCUGCUCUCUGUCUUGUCACUUACAUAGUCCUGGAGGUACAGACUUUGUCUCAAGAGGACGUGGAUGCUUACCUGAGUCAGAGUGUCUGUCUGAGCAUAAAAUCCCCUCAAGAGCUUCAGCAGAUCAAGCUGCCUUUCCUCUCCAGCCGAGCGGUGCAGCUGGGAUCUCUCUAUGUCCGAGGGCUGAGCCACCUGCUGGGUGCUAACUGUGCCAGCGGCUGCCCGCUGCCCAACGCUGCCCUGAUGCCUUGGCAGAGCUUCGACGGACGGCUGUUCCACUCAAAGUACCUGCUGGCACAUACUGGGGCAGAGAAAACUGUGCUGCUGGACGGCGAUUCGUCCCGUCUGUCGCUGUUUCUCCACCUGAGAGAGAAACUUAUAGAGACCUGCAAGAAGAGAGGCAGAAUCCUGCAGUCCAGACCAAGAUCCAGCGCACCAGAGCAAAGUCAUAAAACCACACCAGGACCGAGAUACAGGGACAGACACACAGGUUGGCCCUCAGGUGGUGGUGGUGAGGAAUGGAAGCAGAGAGGAGAGAUGACGGGAGGUCCUCGACAUGGAGGAGGAUGGAGGGAGAGAGGAGAGAUGGCGGGAGGUCCUCGACAUGGAGGAGGAUGGAGGGAGGGAGGAGAGAUGGCGGGAGGUCCUCGACAUGGAGGAGGAUGGAGGGAGAGAGGAGAGAUGGCGGGAGGUCCUCGACAUGAAGGAGGAUGGAGGGAGAGAGGAGAGAUGGCGGGAGGUCCUCGACAUGGAGGAGGAUGGAGGGAGAGAGGAGAGGAAAGGAGAGACCAAAGUGAAUGUGAAAACAGAGAGAGACUGGGGGAGAGAGGAGGACACAGAGGAGGUGGGAUGAGAGGAGGACAGUCCAGAGGUCGAUUGUACAGCAGCAGAGGGAGGUACCAGCUGGCUCCCAGAUGGUCGCAGCCUCCUGCACCUGGAACAUAACUCAACCCUGAACAGAGAGGAGAGGAGCAGAGGAUUAGAGGGGGAGGGAAGUCAUGAUGAAAGAAGAGAAGGAAUCAAAUUUCUCUGAACAAACUGAUUAGUGAAUUACCCGUCAGGAAUGUUUGCCUAAAGGAUGCAGUAGGUAUCAAAAUAGGGAUUAAGAGGAGUCAGAAUGAAGAGACUGUGAAUACUUCAUUUCAUUUGCCAAUUCAGACUGAAUUUUUUUAUGCAUCUUAAAAUAAUCCUGUCAGCAUACUUUUAACGUCAAUCACCAGCCAGUCAGUUGUCUCAGGGACACGUACCUGCCUUACUUUGACAGAAAACGAUGAGCACAAAGGAGAAGUUAGCAAACAAACACAGAAAUAAGCCACUUCAAACGUACACUGAGAAGUGGAUUAAUGGUUAAUCCUGAAGCCUGUUUUUACCUCUUAUCUUUCACAAUAAAAGGGCAAAGAUCUUAAAAGCUGUGUGUAUGCAGUGCUAUAAUCCUUUGAAAGUAAUGGUUUUAACUGGAGAAACAGUAACGCUGGUAUCGAAUAUCAGCUGUAAUAGACCAUCUAACAUUACUACAGAGAGGUACUAAAGAUUUAUGCACCUCUAUAAUCUGAUACCAGGAGCCAUUUGUGACAAGUCAAAAACAAAGUGAAGCAAGAAGUGAGUUUCUGUUUUAUCAUUCUCAGAACAAUGCUGUCUGUAUGUAAUGGACACCAAUGGAGAGAGAUUGUUAUAUUUUAAAUGUUUAUACUUUGCACUGUGGAUGUCUUGAUACAGAGCGCUACACUACAUUAACUGUGUAUCUAGAAGCUUCACAUUUUUCUGCCAUUGUUAGAUUUAUUUCAACUGUCACUACAUGUUUUUAGCUGAAAGUGUGUAUCUAAGCACAGGAGAGGCCUGUGACAAGCCUCACAAUCCUUUCUCAUUUCAACCACUCUUAUAUUUUAUGUAUGAUGAAACUUUGAUUUUAGGAUUAUUUUUUAAAACUCAUUAAGUAAAUAUGACCAAUAUUUGUUGUCCCACAACCAGUUUUCAACAUCUGACUCCAACAACACAUUUGAAACAUCGCUACAUUCUGUUGAACCUGUGGGAAAAGCUUAAAUUAUUUUCACACUGACAGUAUUGAGUGUGGGAGGGGAUCAAAUUACCUUGGCGUCUUUGUGUGUGUGUGUUUGUUGAGUUGAUUAGGAAUGUAUAGUCUGUAGAGUCAGACUGACUGUCUUCCUGUAACACUGUGAAUGUCGUAAAACCCACCAGAGGAAAAGGAUGCAGAGAAAGUCCCACAGCUUGAGUGCUCUCGUGUGUGUGUGUGUGUGUGUGUGUGUGUCUAUAUCUGAGUGUGAGAGUGAUUUACUCAACAUGUGGAAACAAAUGCAGGGAAUUCAGUGCUGAUAUAGUGAUGGUGAAUGUGUGUGUGUGUGUGUGUGGCAUGACAGAGCUGAAAGUUAUAUCGCUUAUCCCUUGAGUGCUUCGACCUGCUCAUCACUCAGAUCAAGGCUGCAACAAACUAUGUUGUAAAAGAACUGCAUAAUAAUGAUACAAAUAAUAAUCAUAAUGAAGUCACUCAUAUAGUACAAUUCACACAAAAAGUUUCACAAAAGAUUAAAUAUAGUAGUUUUCUUUGAAAAGCUGUGAGGUACAUACACUCAGGCUGUUGGGAGUCUGGUGCUCCCAGUUUAGUCUGAGUUGCUCUGUUUUGAACUAUUUGUAGAAUGACAACAGUGCUGGAGGAAUAACAAUCCUGGAGAUUUAUAAAAUCUACCAUGGAUUGAUCAGCUGGUGAUGUUCAUCAGUGCAAAGUCUCAGGAGAUGACCAUACAGUGUUUUUCUAAUAACACUUUUUGGGGGUUUGCACAGAUUUGACUUUAAAAAACCUCUCAGCACGUGGACUGUGUUUGUGAUUAUAACCUUUUAUGUUGUAUUACUGUGUUGUACUGUUUUGGGGGAUUAACAGCCAUUUCAUUUAGCGUUAUCAUAAUAGUGGUAACAAAAUCUUAGGCAUGGUUUAGUUGAAUCCAAUAAAUGAGCACUAGAUUUAUGAAACACUUGUCAGUGCUGGACAUGUCUCACAUUUUCUCUGUGAUUCCCCCUUUGUAGUCCUUCUCAGACAUACCACUCUGAGACAGACGAGGGUGGCAUCAGCAAGUUUACGCUGACUUAGAAAUAACGCUGUACAGAAAUAUGUCUCAGUGUGACUGAAUUAUAAUCACACUUUACCUGCACACAAAGAGUAGCAGAGAUGUGUUCAGUAAGUUCAGUAAGUUACUUUCACUGAAACAUGAUUUGUGGGCAUUUUCAGAUUUGAUGUUGUUUGAUUGUUGUUGGAGUACAGUGGAGGUGAAAAGACAUUUUGAUUUAAUGGAAAACAGCCAACAUUUUAUCUUCUUGCCAGAGUUUAAGUGGGUUAAAGGUGAUAAAUGAAAUUGAGCAUCUCAGAGACUGAGUCAUGUAUAAAACCUUUCCUAGUGGGAUGUGACUAAACUGUCCACUCCCUGUCUUUCUUCCCAGUCCAGUGGCAGCAGAAGAAACAACAGAGCGUGUGUGUGUGUGUGUGUUUUGGGGUUAGUGACUGUGGUGAGUGGAGUGGGUGUGGGUGAGUAUGUGAGGAGGGGGGACGAGGGUGGGGCACGCAACACACACGCAUAACUUGGGUCCAGUCGCCCCUUCGAGAUAAUAACAAUAACAGGAGGAGGGAUGUGUUUUCUGUGGUGAAGAGGAAGCGAGGGAUGGGAGGUUAAAAAGGGAGGAAGAGGGGAAAAAAAGAAAAUGGAAGAGGGAAAUGAAGGAGUGUAAAGGAGAAAGGAGAAGUAAACAUUUAGAAGAGGAAAGCGAGGACGACGAAGGAAACGCACUGGAGGGGUGGUCGCCAGAGAAGUGGAAGACUAAGAAUAGAGAAAACAACAGAAAACAGGAUGAGAGGGGAGAGAGUGGAGAAAAGAGAGGAGGUGAAUGAAAGGGGAAGACAGAAGAGUUCAGAACAGUUUGAAUCCAGAGUUGGUAGUCUCUUGCCUUCAACCACAGGAAACCCUGUUGGCUGCCCAACAGAUCAGCUUCCUGUGUGUGUGUGAGAGAGAGAGAGAGAGACAGAGAUAAAUGUGUGGUGUAGGUCUGGGCGUGGUCCCUCCAGCAGCAGGGAGACAAACAGUCAAACCCCCUUUCCAGGCCUCCUCCCUGAGAUUGGCUCGGGCGUCUGUCCUCUCGGGUGGCCGUCAUUCAGCGGGCUGUCUACUCUGCCUCACACUCGGUCUCUGCGUCUUAUCUAAACUCUCUGAGGCUUUCUUCCAACCGAAGUCAUCAAACCAGGCACCCAUUUGUGUAACCCAGCUGCACCAGUGGGAUUUGAUUUAAACCUUUGCGGUGUCCAGUGGUGGCCACAGUGGGCAAGACCUUCGCUGGUCCUGUGGGGACCACAAAACCACAUCGAUAAACUCAGUCCUAAGCAAACAGCCACUUUGAGGCAGAGUUUCAUCCUCUGACUACACUUGCCUCUGGACAUGCAUAAAAUGUAAAAACAUGUUUGACAUAUUAAAAGUCAUCACAUAUUAGCCUUAAUGUCUCAUGUAACCACAUGUAACUGACACUCAUUGGACUAUCAACACGUUAAGCACAGCUUUUUAAUUAUGUAAGUCAUGUUUUUUCUUGCUCUUAAGCCACACUAGCGGUGUGUGGGUCUGCGGUUGUCUGUGUUGUCAGCCUGUUACCACUUACUGAAAUGUGUCAACAACUAAUGGAUGGAUUGCCAUGAAAUUUGGUUCCAUCAUUCAUGUAACUUGUCCAAUACUCUGGUUUAUGAUCAAAUACUGCAGAACUGACAUCCCCACCAGCCUCAGCUGUACCUUGUGUUUAGUGCUAAUUAGCUCCCUAAGAUACCACACUAAGAUGGUGAACAUGUUAACCAUUGUACGUGCUAAACAUCAGCAUGUAAGCGUUGUCACUGUGUGAACAUGCUUACGCUAGCAUUCAUCUCAAAGCACCACUUUGCCUCUCAGAGCCGCUCGCAUGACUGCAGGCUGUUAGUUACAGAGCAUGAUGUGAGAUGGACGAGGUGGACAAGGCUCCCUUGUUUGUU